Molecule: messenger RNA, 1305 nt
Organism: Helianthus annuus (common sunflower)
Lineage: Eukaryota; Viridiplantae; Streptophyta; Magnoliopsida; Asterales; Asteraceae
Exons: 5
Coding region: 551-1177 (208 amino acids)
Source: RefSeq, a predicted model, not a curated record
UAAAGUCCUUAUCCAUUCCCUUUCCCUCCAUUCUACCCUGCACAUCUCCACUCACCAUCUCCAGAGCCCUAAUAUGGUUCCAAAUUAGGGUUUCUGGUGUCUGUGAGCCCCGUUCCAAGCUGUGCUCUGUCACCUCACUCAAAACACUGAAGAUUCCGGCCGCCUCCAUUCAAUUUCUACCACCUCCGGUAACAUCCACUGAAAUCCAACCAUCUCCGGUGACAUACACGUGUUUGUAGGUGACCUCCACUAAAAUGCAACCACUUCGAGCUGAAAUCCGGUCACCUUUACUGAAAUCCGGCCAUCUCCACUGAAAUCCGGUCACCUCUACUGAAACCCGGCCAUCUCCACUGAAAUCCGGCCAUCUCCACUGAAAUCCGGUCACCUCUGUUGUUCCUCCGAAAAAGACAAGGGGGAAGGCCAAAAACUUAAACUCGAUGCAGAGUUGAGGAGAACGGGGCGACCUUUAACCCUUCCAAUUGAUACAGAGUGUACGUUUCAUCCGGUUGGUAAGCCAUGUGACUAUUUUACCCGCGAGGUGGGUAUAUACAUGUGGCGUAACAUUCCAUUAGAUAGAUCAGGUUGGAAGAAUGUUGAUCAGUUUGAGAAGACUUCCUUGGAUGUGCAUCUAAAGGCAAAAUUCGAUCUUGCUCAGGUUGAAAAGGAUAUCCACGCCUCUAAGAUUAAGGGUGGCAUACAACAGGUGAUCCAAAAGCGGUUCAGCGACCGUAAACACUAUGCUAAAGUUGAAUUUCUGAAUGGUGGAGGGUAUGCCGACAUAGAGGGAGCAAGGAACAAAGUCCCCGAAGAUAUGACUAAAGAAAACUGGCAUAAAGCAAUUCGUCAUUUCUUAACGCCUGAACAUAUCAAACGGUCGUUAGCUAACGCAGCAUGCCGCGGGAAACAGAGAUACGCAAACCGAGGGGGAUCAAGAUCUUAUGCUAGUACUUCUUUCAAAGAGAGUUUGCAACGACUCGAAGUGUUCCACAAAACCCAUACCGAUAAAGAUGGGAAUUUUUCCAGCUCGGUAGCCGAAGAGGAUUAUGUAAGCAUUUAUUUAAAGUGUAAUGAACUUCAAAACUUUUUGAGUUCGAGUUACCCGACAAAGUUUGGAAGCGAAGAUGUUGAUGGUGAAGAAGCGGAUGAUGGCAGCGAUGAUGACAUGGAGAUGAUUUAAAAUUAUGACAUUUUAGAUGUUAAGUAGUUUUAUGACGUAUUAGUGACUUAAAACGAAUUCGGAUUGUGACGUUUAUGUAGUUUACGCUUGUGUAGUUUAUGCUUAUGUAGUUUAUGUUUGGCUGGUUU